This is a messenger RNA of Kwoniella shivajii, 1653 nucleotides long. RefSeq lists its product as uncharacterized. Lineage: Eukaryota; Fungi; Basidiomycota; Tremellomycetes; Tremellales; Cryptococcaceae. The transcript has a single exon. The coding region runs from base 1 to 1653 and encodes 550 amino acids. The record is from RefSeq and is a predicted model, not a curated record.
AUGCCACCCCUCUUCACUUCCACAUCGUGGACUACAAUCAUUCGUAAAAUAGCUACUGUCAUGGUUUAUUCACCUAAACCUGCUAUAGUCAUAUCUGGAGGAGCAAGAGCCGCUCCUAAACGAACCAUCAACAAUCUGCAAAAGACAAGACAAGCUAUAAAUCAAGUUAUAAAUCAAUCAUUCCCUUCUAUAUCAACACCCUCACAUCAAUUAAAUCACGCCACUAUCCCAAUUAAAACUUCAGCUAGAGGAUUCACAUCUUUCUCGACUUCGAAUGGAUCAUAUAUACGUAGCGCACGGAAUGGACCUGUUAGACAGAAUAUUCAAAAUUCAGGUUCAAGACCUAAAUGGAGAAAUGGACCUGCCAUCCAAGCAAAUAUAGGUUUAGGAAAAGCGAGAACUUUCGCUUCUGCCCCCGCUCAAAGUAUGUUACAUGGUAAUAUCCCAAUCGUACUCAGAGCUUUCGCUUCUCUUUUAGAUGAUGAAAAUAAACAUGGAAAUCAUAAAUACGUUUUACCAAGAGCAAGUCGAUAUACUCCUUAUUCAAGAGAAAAAUUCAAUCGAAGAGAAAAAAGAAGAGUUUCAUGUAAAUCAAUUGACUCGUCCUUCAUCGAAGAUCUCAAACAUUAUUUCCCUCUCUCAUGUUCAACUGAGAAGAAGAACGGCGAAGAAGAGGUUGUUCAAUUACCUCUUACACCUGAAACUUUAGUGACAGAAGGUAAAAUCACUGUAUUGGCGUUACCUCUUUCGCCUUCACUGGAAGCUUUGCUUUCACCUACGGCUCAAUUACCAUAUCAUGAUACGUCAAUAGGAAUAUCAAUACUUGCUCGACUCACUCAAGGUUUGCUACCUAUUCACGAAGCUUUUUCAAUCCAUUCAUCAACAAGAAUCAUCCCUCUUUUAACGAAACUCGAUGGAUUGGGUGUAUUGGAUUAUCAUCCUGGAUCAGCUAGGACUGAAUCUGAGGUAGUCCAUGAUUCAAACGGUCAACCUGAUAUACUUCGGUUGAUAUUCAACGAUCGAUCAAUAUCAGAUGUCAAACUCUUAUUGGGUGAAAGUCUGAGAUCAAGUGAGGAAGGUCAAUGGUGGUGUCUUUAUGAAGAUCAAAAAUUGGAUUUGACCUCGGAGGAAAGAAAUGAAAUGAUCGAACAAUGGGGUUCACCCAUCAUUAAACCAACAGUAUCAAGAACUCAGAUACAAUCUGAACAAUUGAUAUUCCCAACUUUGGAUGUAUCAGUCAACACUUUAGGAGAUGAUCAAUCAGGAGUAGACGUACUGUUUGACGCUUCAGAAUCUAUUGUAUCCACGCCAUCGGAAGGGGAAGACUCUUGGCCAUCAACCGGGAUGUCAACUCCUUUUGUCGAUCCAAUCUCUUCAUCUGCUUCAUCAACCUCUAUAUCCCUCACGGCAUCGUUACUUUCAAGAUUAUCCGAAUCAGAAUCGAAUUUAUCAUAUCAAGGGACUUGGUCAGUCCAUCCUUCGGACUCUGAUUCAGAUAUCGAAUCUGCUUUUGCAGAAUCUGAAGAAUGGGCUCAAGUAGAUCAAAUGCUUUCUCCUUCUGAUCACGAACAGGAUCAAAGAGAGGAAGGAAGUGUUCUAGUCAAUUGGUCAGGUUCAGGUCAAGGUUUUGGUUUCUUAGCUCAGCCAUGGUAA